GUAAUUUACAACUAUCAAAAUCCCGUCCGGUCUGACAUGGUUUUUCCAGCACUAAAAAAAGUGGCUGAAAAUCGUGUUGAAUUUGAGAAUGGGAAGGCAGAGAAGUUCGAGGCCAUCGUAUUUGCUACUGGGUAUCGAAGCACCGUGAGGAAAUGGUUGAUGGGAGAUGAUGAUGGGCUUUUCAACGAGGAUGGAAUGCCAAGAGAGAAACCACCAAACCACUGGAAGGGGAAGAAUGGAAUUUAUAGUGCGGGAUUUGCUGGCGCAGGAUUGGCUGGAAUCUCUAAUGAUGCCCUAAACAUUGCGGAGGACAUUCAACGGCUCUUAAUCACCCAAUUUAAAAUGGGCAAUACUAAAUAAUCAUUGGCGGCAAAUGGGCUCACUCUCAUAUAUAUGCAUUAUUAGGGGUGUCCGUCUGGUUUGAUUUUGUUGGUUUCGAUUUUAUUGGUUCGGUUUUAGUCGGUCGGUUUUGAUCGGUUUUGGUUUUUAGUCAUUCGGUUUUGAUCGGUUUUGGUUUUCAGUCAUUCGGUUUUGAUCGGUUUGGUUUUUAGUCAGUCGAUUUUAGCGAUGUUUAAAAUAGAUGAAACCAAGAAUAGGACCGCGAAAAUUGACUCAAUUUUGGUCAAUUCGUAUCAUUUUCUAUCGAUUUUAGCCAUUUUUGUUGGUUUAUUUUCGUUUGACCGGAGUUUUAAGCCAAAAGUAUGAACUGUAAACCGAAUAACCGAUGAAUUAGUCACUUUCACUCGAUUUCAAUUUUAUCGAUUUGGUUUUGGUCGGUUUUGGCCGAUUUCGAUUUUGGUCGGUCGAUUUCGGUCAGUUUGGCGUUGGUUUCGUUUUUUCGUUUUUUUGUUCACCCCUAAUAUGCAUCAUGAUGGAAAGUCACCCUACCAGCAGUUUUUUUUUAUUAUACAACUCCCAGCGUAAGUGGAUGGCUACCCUCCUCCUGCUCACAUGUUUUGGUGGAGUAUUUCAUACCAAUAGUACUAUAUCUAGCCAUCAAAAGAGUGCAUUUUUUGAAUAAGGCAAAUUUUGUAGUGCCUUUAAGGUACCAUAUCUUAUCUAUAUGGACCAAAUGAGAUAAUAUAGUUGAAUUAUUUAAACAUUAGUAACUGAUCAAUUAUUUAAAUGAAAUAUCUAUUACAUUUCAUUUUGUGUGAAUUUGAAA
Cuscuta epithymum is the source of this 1165-nucleotide messenger RNA. NCBI's taxonomy places the organism in Eukaryota, Viridiplantae, Streptophyta, Magnoliopsida, Solanales, Convolvulaceae. The record is from the annotation of a GenBank genome assembly.